Messenger RNA from Anopheles nili, 1413 nucleotides. RefSeq names its product transcriptional repressor protein YY1-like. The transcript has a single exon. The record is from RefSeq and is a predicted model, not a curated record. Gene Ontology annotation, cellular component: transcription regulator complex; PcG protein complex. The coding region runs from base 1 to 1413 and encodes 470 amino acids. NCBI's taxonomy places the organism in Eukaryota, Metazoa, Arthropoda, Insecta, Diptera, Culicidae. Gene Ontology annotation, molecular function: DNA-binding transcription factor activity, RNA polymerase II-specific; RNA polymerase II cis-regulatory region sequence-specific DNA binding. Gene Ontology annotation, biological process: regulation of transcription by RNA polymerase II.
AUGAUGUCCUCCCAUCAUCAUCACCAUCACCACCAUCAUCCCGAUAACAUAAUGUCGGAGGUGGAGGUGCCGGAUGCAAACAUAGUGGAGGUGGUGGACGGGAGUGCUGGUUUCGGUGCCGAAAUUGACUACGAUCAAUAUGAGGUUGGCGGCGUGGUAGACGGCCACUACGAGGAGGUAACUUGCGAAACGGAAGACUCGCAAGGAUUGAUGAUGCAUCAUCUGCACCAUCCGGACGAUGACGAGGAGAUACUACAUCACGAGCCGGACAUAGGGCAAGCUGCCCACGAGGAGGUCCUUGAUUCGUCCGGUGACGCGAUGUGCGUGUACGGUGAUAUAAACCUAGAGAACGAGAUCUACAUCGAAUCGACGACGACUCCGGGGCCUUCUCGGAAGCGAAAAUCGCUCAAACAGCCUCGCGGUGGUAGCAUGAUGAACCGCAUCCGCGUAAGCGAUAACCAUGGCAACCAUCUUCAUCACAGUCACCACCAUCACGGGCUGACGGCAGUGGAGCAGCUAGAUGUGAAUCACAAGAGGCGUCGCUGGGAGCAGAAGCAAGUACAAAUCAAAACGAUGGAGGGUGAAUUUAGCGUAACGAUGUGGGCCUCCGGUACGGACGACGACGACGGCUCGAACCCAGAGACGGAUCCGGAUUACACGGAGUACAUGACGGGAAAGAAAAUCACACAAGACUGCGACAGCAUACCAGGCAUUGAUCUGUCCGAUCCAAAGCAGUUAAGCGAGUUCACGCGGCCCGCUCACAAAACGAAAGGCAGCAGUGGCAAGCUGGUACCGAUCGCGCCAUCCAACAUAUUGUCGUCCGAUGUGCAGGGUAUGGGCUUGGGAGACAGUGGCAGCAGCGGGGGGAAGUCGUCUGAUGUGUCGGACCGAAACAUUGCUUGCCCGCAUAAGGGCUGCACGAAGAUGUUCCGUGAUAAUUCUGCGAUGCGUAAGCACCUGCAUACGCAUGGCCCGAGGGUGCACGUUUGCGCCGAAUGUGGUAAAUCGUUUGUCGAAAGCUCAAAGCUGAAACGGCACCAGCUAGUGCAUACGGGCGAAAAACCAUUCCAGUGUACGUUCGAGGGCUGCGGAAAGCGGUUUUCGCUCGACUUCAAUCUUAGGACGCACGUGCGAAUACACACCGGUGACCGGCCGUACGUUUGCCCGUUCGAUGGCUGUAACAAGAAGUUUGCCCAAUCCACCAACCUCAAAUCUCACAUUCUAACACACGCGAAAGCAAAGCGCAAUAGCAGCAGUGGCAGUGGAGGCAGCAGCAGUCGAAAUCAGAAUCUUAUGCAGACUUCAUCUCCACACCAUUCAGCGUCGGGACUGCUGGCUCCACCAUCCUAUGUAAAAGUGGAAUCGGUAGAGAUCGACCCCGAUGCGUCGCAGUACAUCAUCUAUACGGAUUAA